This is a messenger RNA of Paramecium tetraurelia, 6327 nucleotides long. RefSeq lists its product as uncharacterized. Gene Ontology annotation, biological process: calcium ion import across plasma membrane. Gene Ontology annotation, cellular component: membrane; voltage-gated calcium channel complex. The transcript has 9 exons. The record is from RefSeq and is a predicted model, not a curated record. NCBI's taxonomy places the organism in Eukaryota, Ciliophora, Oligohymenophorea, Peniculida, Parameciidae. Gene Ontology annotation, molecular function: high voltage-gated calcium channel activity.
AUGGAUUAAUAGCACUAACCCAGGAAUAACAAAAAACGAUAAACAAUUUCGAAAGAAUUGGCUUAAAGAAAGUAGAGCAUUAUUUAGUAAUUUUAAUCCGGCACUCAAAUAGUAAAAUAGGGAUCUCCAUAAAAAGUGAUUAAAUAAGAAAAGGAGAAUAGAAAAGAAUCAAUAGAUUCAUCCUUGAAUUCUCGCUCCUCUUUGGUUAAAUAAAAAAAAAAAAAAUAAGAUAAAGAAUUAGAGGGUUGUGAAGAGUAUAAUUUAAAUUCAUCUGAUUAUUCCGAAGAAACUAUAUUAACCAUUCAAUAUAUUUCAUAUGAAUCAAGAAAAACGUCAAAAAAGUUUAUCGAGAAUCUUAAUGUAAAAUCCCUGAAUGCCAAUCCCCAGUGUGAUUAUGAGAUGUAAGAUUUGCAGAAUAGAGACAAAUUGUUGGAAAUUACUAAACUAUUAGCUAUAGAACAAGAGGAACCACAGGAAAAUGAAAUAGCUUACUAGAAGAUAAUCAAAAGAUAUGAGAAACAAAUCUAGCGAAAUCCUUUUCAAGAUCCAUACUAUAUUAUAUUAGUACCACUAUAGGGUCUAAGCAGAUUAUUUUAUGAAUUAAAGAAAUACUAAGAUAAUGUAAAAUUUUUGCAGAUUCGCAAAUGUCUUGUUUUUAUUUCGUUAGUGAUUCCGAUCUUAGCAAAGGGAAUGAUGAAUACCAGAAUAUACAAAAUGCUUAUGACAAUCCUAAUAUUAUUUAAUGUUUGCUUAUUUAUAGUUGUUAAGACAGAGCAUAGAGAAGACACAUUUGAAAUUGAAUAGGCAGUAACUAUACUAUUCAUAAUUGAAAUUUUGAUGAGAAUCUUCGUUUCAGGAUUUUUUUUUACAAAAAAUGCAUUCUUUCGAAACAUUUAGGAUAUUUAUGAUUUCACAUUGAUAUUUGCUACUACAAUUAAUCUUUAUUAUCCAGAGAUUUUUAUAAUAGAUAUUUCACCAUUAAGAAUGAUUACACUUCUUUUUUAUCUUGGAGAUAUAUUUGUAGGAUUGGGAGUUAUGUUAUUGGCUUUGAAAUAAUCAAUUAAAUUUUUAUUGGAAGCCUUGAUGAUAGUUGGACUCUUUUCCUUAUUCUUUGCAAUAUUUGGUGUAUUUCUAUUUUAAGGAUUAUUUAAUUUCCGAUGUGAAUAUGACAAUGGUGAUGAAACAGAUGGGUGGAUUCAGUGUCAUCAAAAUUAGUGUUAUCAAGAUGGCAUGACAUGUACGUACACUGAGGAAACCCCUAAAAUGCCCACAUCAUUUAAUAAUGUGAUAUAUUCAUACGGUCAGAUUUUAAGAACUAUAACAAUGGAUGAUUGGAGUUGGGUGAUGUUUUUUACUAUGAGAAUAUUUCAUCCUUGGAUUUGGGUCUACUAUUUGUUGAUUAUAUUUGUGGGUGGUUUUUUUGGUUUUAAUUUGGUUAUAGCUGUGUUGAAGACUCAUUAUUCAGAGGCUGCUGAAGAAAGCGAAAAGCAAUAGGAAAAAGCUAGGAUUGAGAAAUUGAUUAAAGAUAAUCAAGAAUAUCCAGAGAGAGAGUUAAUAAAUGUCUUUGAUGUAGCAUUUUUAAGAGAUAUUGGGUUUUUUGCUACGAUUCAAAAAUAUCGAGAGUCUUUUUAGAGAAGAUCUGUUUUAAGUUGGAAUUUGGAAUCAGAAGCUUAGAUGAAUAAAACAAUAAUUGAAGCUAGAACCUUAUCAGCUGCAUAGAGAAAAUUAAAUAACUAAUAUAAUGUAGAGAAUUUAAGUUUUUAAAAUAAACUAAGGUAAUUUACAACCAAGAAUUUUUUAUUGACUAAGUUUCGUGUAUUGAAAUACCAAUAACAAAAGAUAAAUAUUAAAAAGUAUUCAGAUGAUCCUCUAGAACUAGAAAUUCUAUAAAAGUUGUAAAAUAUAUCAUAUUCAUGUCUAUAAUCUUAAGUGAAUUAAUAAAUAGAUUAAAAUUAUUCAAGCUAACAUGACAUUUUGUUAAAGUUUAUUGAAAUUGAUUUAGCAUUGUAAGAAGAAAAGAAAUUCAAUCCAGAAAAAAUGAGAAAAAUUAAAUUUAAGCAUUAAUAUCCUGAUUGGCAGGGUUAAGUAGAGAAGUUAAAGAAAUAGGCUCAAAGAUCUAUUGAAAUUAAGAAGAAUAAGUUCCCUUAUAGAUAAAAGAAAAGUAAUAAAUGGAAUACUACCAUCAAAAUAGAGGAUGAAAAAGAAUAAGAAACAAGCAAAAAUUCUUGUGAUGAUUUUGAAAGAUCUCCUGAAUAAAAACUGAAUUUUUGUUUUGAAAAGAAUACAUCAAUUAAAAAAAAAUCAAAGAAAUUUAUAAAAAUUAUAAAUGGUGAAUAGGCUGUUUAUGUGUAGGGUUAUUAUCUUUCAUAUAAAGAAAUUCGUGAUAAAAUUAAUUUGAAAAUCCCAAUUAUCAAAGAUAAUUAAACAAGUAAUCAAUUUAAAUAUAGAAAAAUAAGAGAGAAAGAAGUUUAAAAUGGAAAGCUGAUCACUUCAAGCAAUUGGUCAGGUAAAGACGUAUUAACUCUAAAUACAAAAAACUAUUAGAUGUUUAGUCAAAUUUUCCUUCAACUCAACAGAAAGGACAUCCUAAUUUGGAUGAAAGGUCUCAAAGGAAUGGUUCUAAAUUUUAACAAACAUACCAAUGUUAUAAUUACAAGUUCAACUAGUCAAACAUUUUUUGACUUGAUUAUUUUCAUAAAUUUUACAUUUUUGGCAUUAUGGAAUAUUGUAGAUUCUACUACAAUCCAUUCAGUUGAAAACGUUUCAACUAUCAUACUAUCCUUUGAAUUGAUUCUAAGAUUGAUAUCAAUCUCAAUAAAAAAUUUUACCAGCAAUCCUAAUUACUUACUUUAAGCAGCAAUUGUUAUAUUGAAUAUAGUUGAAUUAACUAUUAAGAAUCUGUUAAUUGGUUUGGGAUAAUAAAACUUGAGAUUGAUUAGAGGUACAAAAUGUUUGUUAUUUUAUCGGUGUCUAAAAUACAAUGCGAUGGCUGUUAAAAUAGGACACAUAGCAUCAAUGACUUUCAAACAAUACAUUUAUUUGACAUUUUUGAUGUUUUUAGUGAUUUUUAUGUAUGCUUUGGUUGGAAUGGAGAUGUAUGCAGGUAAGUUUGAUUAGGCUGAUUCUUUAGGACAAUUGCAUUCAUAUGAUAACAUAUUUAAAGCAUUCAUGACAAUAUUUAACAUAAUGACCAAUGAUGAUUGGUAUGGAGUGUAUGUAAUGGGAAGUGAUAUUAAUUACACUUUCGCAGUAAUAUAUUCUUAUUCGAUGGUUAUCAUAUUGAAUUAUUUAACUUAUGGUCUAUUUAUGGCUAUUCUACUUGAUGGUUUUGGGAAGUAUCUAGACUAAUCAAUUGAAAGUACACACGUACAUGAAGAAAAUGCUCAAUUGACUUAGAAUUCCAAUUAAGAAUUAGAACAAUAAGUAUAUUAGACAAUCUUGACUCCACAAGCAUCUUAAACUAAUAUUAUGCUAGAACAAACUUAAACUUAAGGAAAAUCUAAGAUUGGUCUCAUAACCAACUUUUUUAAAUCAAUAAGAUCUUUAAAUAAGGAAUUGCUCAAUAAAUCACCAAAGCUAUAUACAGGAAUUGAAUGUUAAACCUCUCUUUACAUUUUUGAAAAGACUAAUUAUUUAAGAAUGAUAUGCACUAGAUUAGCAACAUCUAAAACUUAUAUUUACUUUAUGGAUCUAGUGUUGUACACUUCAUUGGUUACUUUUAUAAUGAAUACAUACUAUGAUUAUGAGGAUACUAGCAAUAUAGUUUGUGAUUAGAUUCAGUUAAUAAUCAACAUUCAAAUGUUUUUAGAUAUAAUAAUCAAUGUUAUAGCAAAAGGGUUAUUUUUAGAUAAGGGAUCAUAUUUUGUGUCAGUGUGGUAAAUUUUAGAUGUAAUAUACAUCAUUUCACAUUUCAUUACCUUCAGCAAUUCUUCAGAUCACUAUGCUCCAAUCUUUGAUGUUUGCUUGUAUUUAGGGUAUUUGAGACCGAUGAAAUUGUUAUUUAGGAUAAGUUGGCUGACUUAAUUAAGAAUUGCAUUAGGGUAUUCUUUAGUAGAUAUCACAAAUGUUUUGAUUACAAUGUUAGCAGUGUGGAUUAUGUUUGGAGUAUAUGCUAUUAUAUUGUAUGAAGGACAAUUUGGAUUUUGUGAUGACAAAAUGAAUUUUAAAAUUAAUUAUGAAUAAUGUAUAAGAGAAAAUAGACAUUGGAUUAACUACAAACAUAAUUUUGAUAAUAUAACAGUUGCAAUACCCUCAUUAUUUGUAACAUCAACAUUAGAUGGCUGGGGAGAAAUAUAUUAAAUCGCUGAAAACAGUUAAUUAGCAAGUAUUGGACCAGAGGCAUUCAAUAGUUAUGUAUACACUUACUUCUUUUUUAUCAUAUUUGUUUUCAUAGGUUCAAUGUUCUUUUUGAGUUUAUUCACAGGAGUAUUGUAUUCAAAUUUGAAAGAAAAUUAAUAAAAAAUAGAGAUGACAGAUGAGACUCAGUCUUAGAAGGAAUUCUAAGAAAUUGCAUCAAUUAUAAUUAAAGAUUUUCCAAUAUUCAGUUCUCCUCCUACAAAUGGUAUUAGAAAAUUGGCAUCAGAUAUUACUAACAAUACAUAUUUGUUAAUUUGUAUGUAUUUGUUUUUGAUAUUGGACUUGAUAAUUCUGUUAUUGUUUGAAUCAGAUAUGAGUGAAGAGUACUUUAGAUCAGUCAAUAAUAUCCAUAAUGCUUUGACUGUGUUAUAUGUGAUCUGGGUGAUUUUGCUAUUUUUGGCUUUGGGUAUUGGUAGAUUUUUCGAUAAUUAUUGGAGAAGAUUUUAUUUCUUUUUAAUAAUAGUAUCAAUAAUAGAUUUUAUAGCAGAUUAUUCGAUCGAUUGGAUUAUGAUCUAUUAUAAAUCAACACCUUAUGAUAAUGGAUAUCAAUUAUUGAGAUUGUUUUUCUCUUUGAGAAGUCUAAGAGUGAUUUUGAUCUUCUAAGGACUUAUCAAUUUGUAAAGAUUGAUGAGAGUGAUGGUAUUUGCGUUGCCUUUUUUAGGCAAGAUCUUUACAAUCCUAAUGAUAGCAAUGCUCAUUUUUGCAUUGAUUGGAUGCUAAUUGUAUGGUGAGAUUGAUGGUGGAGCUGUGAUGGAUGAUCAAAUCAAUUUUCAAAAUGUAGCUUAGGCUCUUCUUGCUUUGUUUAAAUGCGCUUCUGGAGAUGAUUGGAGGACAAUAAUGACAGAUACUAUGUAACAUAAUCCUUUGUGUUUAGAAGACCCCAAAUAUUGUGGUAGUGUUAAUAAUUAAUAUUUUUUCUUUUUGUUCAUGCUCUUGUCAAAUUAUGUUUUGCUCAAUCUCUUUGUACUUGGUCUUAUAGAACAAUUUGAACAAUUCUUUUAAUUGCAAAAUUCGCUUAUUCAAACAUAUGUUGAAAAUGUGGAUAAGAUUAAGACUGUAUGGUGUAAAUACUCAUCAGAAACUCAAGGACAAGCCAUGAAUUAUAAGUUCUUAUGCAAGUUUCUGUUGGAUAUUGGCAAACCUUUAGGAGGAAGCAAAGAAGAGAAUCUCUGGGAUGUAGCUAAAUUGGCUUCUUCAUUCAAAUUAAAAUGUGAUCAUUAUGGCUAUAUUUAAUAUAACUAAUUGAUGUAUGAACUAUUUCGAAGAUGUUUUAUCAACGAAGUAUUCAAAGAAGGCACUGAAUCUUCGAUUGUCAAGAUCAAAUAAUUCAAUAAUGAAAUGUAGUUGAGAUUGAUGUACUAUAGAAAAAAUAGAUUAUUAGAGAGAACAAACAUUAGUUCUAGUAAACAAUUAAGAGCUAAUUUCAACAUUUUACAUGAUUAUUUGACAGUUUUAAUCCUAUUCAAAACUUGGGAAUCUUACUCUAAAUUAGUGUUUAUCAAAAUAGAAAAAGAAGGCAAAUUUUCAGACAGUGAUGAAAUAAGCAUUUAAAAUGAUAAAGUCAGUAGACAAAAUUUCAAUUGUUAUGAUUAUGAGGAUGAAAUGUCUGAUUCUGAGAAUUUGACAUCAAAUCAACAGAGCAAAUAGUUAUCCUAAAUGAUGUUCACUAAUACUUUGAAUCAAAUGCAGUAUAGCAGUAGUAUAAGGAGUAGUCCUAAAAGUUAAAUAAAGAACAAUUUCAAAAAAAAUGUUAAAAUCAAACAUAAGAACAAGUAUAACUAAAAAGUUAGUUUAAAUGAACGAAUCAUUGAUCCAACAGAAUAUUUUGGAUAAAUAAAACAUUAAACUACUCAACAAAGUUAAGAAAUUUAUGAAUAAGAAUAAUUGCCAAUAUACAGAAAUUAAUAUGAUCUAUCUUUAUAAAAUGAAUAUCAAUAGGGUACAUUAUUAAGUGCAAGAAAAAAAUAAUGA